GCACCUCGAUGGUCUCUUCCUGGAUGGAAAUAUUGUGUGAACCGGUUGAUAUUUUGAUAACCUGCUUAACAUUUCUUCCGACACACACCAAAGUUCUUGCAUCCUCAGACUGCUUUUAAGUGUAGCUUUCGCCUUGUAUCGUAUACAUAGUCAUCGUGAAUAUUCGUUUAAUCAAAUAGCAACAAGCACCUGUAGGCCGAUUGCAACAGCCUUGAGGUUUCCAUUAAUUCGCAACCAGUGUUUGGUUAGCAAAUAACCGCGACAUAGACCAUUUUCAAGUAUGCUAAUUUAUUGCAUGUUUGAGUUGUUUCAGUUUAUUAAAUAUGGAUAACUCAAAACAAGCUAAAUCAGACGUUUACCACGAGCGACAGGUAAAGGAAUUAUGUGCCCUACACGCACUCAACAACCUGUACCAAGACAAAAAGGCAUUCAGCAAGAAAGACUUGGACGAAGUCUGCAUCAGACUUUCUCCUGACCAUUUUAUCAACCCACACAGAAGUGUCCUUGGCUUUGGCAAUUACGAUGUCAAUGUAAUAAUGGCAGCUGUUCAGAAAAAGAAUUGUGAAACUCUAUGGUUUGAUAAGAGAAAGGAUAUAAAAUGCCUAAUUCCGGAAAAUAUUUUUGGAUUCAUACUGAAUACACCAACAGAUUAUAAAUGGGGUAUGCUGAGACUCCCGUUCAAGAGAAAGCACUGGAUAGCCUUUCGCAAGAUAGGAGAUGUUUAUUACAAUUUAGACUCUAAGCUAGACACCCCCCAAGUCAUAGGGGAUGAAAAGAUUUUGCUUGGAUUUUUGCGUCAGGAGCUUGAGGAUGAGGAAAAAGAACUUCUGUUAGUGGUCCAUCAGGAUGUUGAACGGAAGGGAACCUGGAGAAAGGCAACAUCUGAGGAGAAGAAGUCUAGAAGGUCAAGUGCUAGUAAGGGCAAAAGGUCAAGUGAGUCGGCGACUCCCACACACUCUGGGAGUCAGAACACACCAAAACAUCUUGCCUCUCCUAGAGAAGAUGUAGUCCAGCCCUUUCAAUGUAAUUCUGCCAGCACCAGUGAAAAUCCUACCUCAUCCCACACCAACACAACACCACAUCUCCAGAGCCUGCAUGACCUCUGACAACCUUUGCUGACUAAGGUUGUUCAACAACUUGCUACAUCAGAGACUCCUGCCUUCACAGGUCAUGCUCAUCUUUACAUGUUGUAUCUACUGAAUCUCCAUCACUUGUAACCUUCAGAGCUCAACAGUUGAAUACUGUCUGUAGUAACAAGGUAUACUCAUUUGUCAUCCAUCAAGUCAUGAUAUUUUGAGAUAUGCAGCUUUUUAUGGUAACUUAAAAUACUGUAUAGUGUAUAGUUUGAAAUUGAUUUCAAAUUCAUUAAUCUUGUCCGUCCGUCUGUCCAUCCAACUUCCAUUUCUGCACAAUAGCUGGCAUCCUCGAUAUCCAGGGGUUACGCUAACUUUUGCUCUCUGCACCCCUGGAAUAUAUUAUAGCAAAAUUGUAGG
Molecule: messenger RNA, 1493 nt
Organism: Mizuhopecten yessoensis (Yesso scallop)
Lineage: Eukaryota; Metazoa; Mollusca; Bivalvia; Pectinida; Pectinidae
Product: josephin-2-like
Exons: 3
Coding region: 324-1106 (260 amino acids)
Biological process (GO): protein deubiquitination
Molecular function (GO): cysteine-type deubiquitinase activity
Source: RefSeq, a predicted model, not a curated record